AUCCCUAGUUGUAUUUGUGCACAUAUCGCCAUUUAACCCGGUAUAUAUUACAUAAAAACUAGCGUAAAUAUCUCCGAGAAGUGUGACUGGCGUAUUAUUUGACAAAGUUUGUUUUAUUUUUAUUGUUUUGGGUCUUUGGAACAUUAUUCUUAAGAAAAUUUUGAUUAAUUUUUCCUUGCGGCCCUUAGGUGUGGUCUGUUUACUAGGUAAUUUGCUAAAAAGAAUGGAUAUUCUUCACCGAAGUGAUUUUUCAUUUGGACCAAUAAGCGUCGAUCAGAUUGAAGACCAUCUAUUUUUAGGUAGUUUAGCAGCCGCUAAAGAUAUUGCUACUUUGAACAGACUUAAAAUCACUCACAUCAUAACAAUAGAUACAUGUCCACUACCUAGAAACAUAUUAGAAUUAAGUCAUGUAGUUCUAAAAUAUAUCCAGCUUUCUGAUGAACCUAAAGAAGAUUUGUUGUCAUAUUUGGAUGAAACUGAUAGCUUUAUAAAAGAGGGUUUGGGUAAAGGAAAUGUUUUAAUUCAUUGUUAUUUUGGUGUAUCCCGCAGUGCCACAGUUGUUAUAGCUUACAUAAUGAAAAAGUAUGAGUUGACAUAUACGGAAGCUUUUGAAAAAGUGAAGGCUAAACGACGAAUUGUUUUCCCAAACAAGGGAUUUGUGUCACAACUGAAGCUAUACAAAGAAAUGGGAUAUAAAAUUGAUAAAAUGGACAUUCGGUAUAAAAUUUUUCGAUUAAACAUUGCUGCUGAUAGGGUGAGAAAGGUAAAAAUCCUACCGCAACCUUUCAUGGACCUAAUACAGCCAGAUCCAGGUUUACCUCAGUCACAACCUGAACCCAAUGUAUACAGAUGCAAAAAGUGCAGAAGAAUCUUGGCCUCAGAAUCUAAUCUGAUUUUACAUAAAGAUAAAAAUGAAAUUUGCAGACAAACAUUCUUCAUUGAACCUAUUGCAUGGAUGAAUGCAACUCAUAUAACCCAAGGGAAAUUGCACUGUCCGAAAUGUGAACAUAAAGUUGGAUCAUUUAGUUGGAUUAUGGGAUGUCAAUGUCCUUGUGGUAUUCAAAUGGCUCCUGCAUUUUAUCUUGUGCCCUCCAAAGUGGAUUAUACAAAUGUGGUUAAAAAUGUAGAAAUGACUUUUUAGUCUAAAUUAAUGCACCUUCUUGGCGUGAAGUUGAAUUAAAUGGCUAUUGAAGUACUUAAAUUAAAAUAUUUUAAUUUACUAACAAAUAAAUUACACAAUGCAAAGCCAAAAUCUAAAAGAAAUUGUUUUUUAUAUUUUAAAUAUGCUAACUGCUGAGCUCAAAAGAUUAAGAUACAAAAUAAAACACUCAAUAAUUCAGAGCCACCUUGGUAACACUAGCUUGGAACCCUACAGUUAAAAUAUUUCCAAUUAGAUUUAAUAACUAUUUGUUGAGUGAAGUGAACAAUUUCAAAUUGUAAAGCAACUUGUGAAAAAUCUUCCAUCAUUUUCAUGUCGGCGGAUGGUCAAUUCAGAAAAAAUAUUUACAUUUACAGGAUGUAGAUUUGAUUUUUAGGCGACUAAACCAUCCACCAGUGAAUCACAAACCUGAUAUGUAUCUAGAAUUUAAUGUUUUAAAAAAUCAAAACUUCUACACUUAUUUUGAAUUUUGAGGACUGUGAUAAAUUAGUAAAUGAAAAAAGUUGAUUUUUCCUGUGAUAUUGGUUUUGUAUAAAGUAUUGCAAGUGACAUAUUUAUAAAGUACAUUUUUGUUGUUUAGGUAACUUAAUUAUUGUAUUUGAACCUAGUCAUUUCCAUUAUGUAUUAUGUAUUUUACGGGAAUGUUUACUGUUGCAAGUAAAAUGACUACAUCUUGGAUUGUACACUGUUUAUUUAUCCCAAGCAACAGUGAUCCUCAAAAGGCACAGCGAUCAAGUUUUGCACUGCUUAUUGUGUUUUUCGCAUAUGGACACGCAUUUUAUUUUUCCUACACUAUUUCUGUAUUGUCUGGGAAUUAUCAGUUUCUU
This is a messenger RNA of Cylas formicarius (sweet potato weevil), 1986 nucleotides long. RefSeq names its product dual specificity protein phosphatase MPK-4-like. The record is from RefSeq and is a predicted model, not a curated record. The transcript has a single exon. Gene Ontology annotation, biological process: protein dephosphorylation. NCBI's taxonomy places the organism in Eukaryota, Metazoa, Arthropoda, Insecta, Coleoptera, Brentidae. Bases 224 to 1141 code for a protein of 305 amino acids. Gene Ontology annotation, molecular function: protein tyrosine/serine/threonine phosphatase activity. Gene Ontology annotation, cellular component: nucleus.